AUGGCGUCCCGGCCGAUUCUCCUGCGGUUCGAGAGUCGGAACGGCCAGUUUCGCUUCACUGUGAACCCGCAAGACCUCUUUCCCUCCCUUCAGCAAAAGAUUCUGGAGCACCUACCGUCAGAUAUCGAACCGUCAUCCAUCACGCUGUCUAAUCGCCCGAUAGGCACCGGCGGUGAGGAGAGAGUAUUAAAGGCUCUGGACGGAGUCUCGAUCGAGCAAGUCGGUCUUAAGCAUGGCGAUAAGCUCUUCCUUGGGUAUCAAGAGCGCGCUGCACAGCAAAACGGCGCCUCCAACGGCCUCACAUCCACCAACACCACCACCGAGCGCCGGCUGAAUGGAACUUCGGUUCCGCAGGAACAGACCGUACCAAUCCGCGCGCAACCUACAUCUCCCUCGAUCAAUAUUAAAAACCCAUGGGAUGUGGUCAAGCAGUCACCCUUGGACAACCUGCUGGACAAGACCGAUGGAAAGAUUAAACGGAAACAGGAUCAGAGAAUGUGCAAGCAUGGUCCACGGGGUAUGUGUGACUACUGCAUGCCGCUGGAACCAUACGACAAGAAUUACCUCUCCGAGAAAAAGAUCAAACACCUUUCCUUCCAUUCCUACCUGCGGAAAAUCAAUGCCGCUACCAAUAAACCCGAGGCUGGGAGCUCAUAUCUGCCACCGCUUCAAGAACCAUUCUAUCGAGUGCGGCGUGACUGCCCAUCUGGACACCCGCAGUGGCCAGAGGGCAUUUGUACCAAGUGUCAGCCCAGUGCCAUCAGCUUACAACCCCAAGAAUUCCGCAUGGUCGACCACGUGGAGUUUUCCUCCCCUGAUCUCAUCAACUCACUCCUCGAUUUCUGGCGCAAGUCCGGAUCCCAACGACUAGGAUUUCUGUACGGAACAUACGAAGAAUACAAGGAGGUGCCGCUGGGCGUCAAGGCAGUCGUCCAGGCAAUUUACGAGCCUCCGCAGAUGGGAGAGAUUGACGGCGUCACGCUUCAUGAUUGGCAUAACGAGAAGGAAGUGGACGAAGUGGCGAGCCUUUGUGGGUUGCAAAAGGUUGGAGUUAUCUUCACGGAUCUCCUCGAUGCAGGCCAAGGGGAUGGCUCCGUGAUAUGCAAACGACAUAUCGACUCCUACUACCUGUCAUCUCUCGAGAUUGCUUUUGCUUCGCGUCUCCAGGCCCAGAACCCCAAGGCAACCAAAUGGAGCCGCACUGGGCGCUUCGGCUCCGACUUUGUGACGUGUGUGCUCAGCGGAGAUGAUACAGGGGCCAUUGCCGUGAGCUCCUACCAGGCGACCGUUUCCGCAGUGGAGAUGGUUCGUGCCGAUAUCAUCGAGCCAUCGGCAGACCCCACCGUGAUGCUGGUUCAAUCGGAGGAUGAUGACGACCUGGGCAGCAAGACCCGCUAUAUUCCCGAGGUUUUCUUCCGCAGAAUCAACGAGCACGGUGCCAGUGUCCAGGAGAACGCAAAACCAAGUUUCCCCGUCGACUUCUUGUUGGUGACCCUCACCCAUGGUUUCCCUACAGAGUCUACACCCCUUUUCACCAACAGUCGCUUCCCCAUCGAAAACCGCGAGGUCAUCGGCGAGAGUCAGGAGCUGCGACAUGUGGCCCAACAGCUUAUGUCUCAUGGAGAUCCCGACAAGGCCAUUCAAGGCGUUUCUGACUUCCACCUCUUAAGCUUCCUGCAUGGUCUCUCCACAUUCAGCAAGGACGAGGAAGCUCUUCUCUGCCGAGUCGCUAGAACUCAUGCCCCCGCCGAUGGAAUGCAGCUAUUGAAUACCCCUGGAUGGGCAACCUUGAUGACAAUUCUUCAGGAGAGUGGUGAGCGCCCCCCUAAGCGCCCCCUGGCCUUCGGCGGUUGA
Molecule: messenger RNA, 1854 nt
Organism: Penicillium atrosanguineum
Lineage: Eukaryota; Fungi; Ascomycota; Eurotiomycetes; Eurotiales; Aspergillaceae
Gene: npl4
Product: nuclear protein localization protein 4
Exons: 4
Coding region: 1-1854 (617 amino acids)
Biological process (GO): ubiquitin-dependent protein catabolic process
Cellular component (GO): nucleus
Molecular function (GO): ubiquitin protein ligase binding; ubiquitin binding
Source: RefSeq, a predicted model, not a curated record